Messenger RNA from Syngnathoides biaculeatus (alligator pipefish), 1858 nucleotides. Its product is annotated as GDNF family receptor alpha-2-like. The transcript is spliced from 8 exons. The coding region runs from base 461 to 1858 and encodes 465 amino acids. Gene Ontology annotation, molecular function: signaling receptor activity. Gene Ontology annotation, cellular component: external side of plasma membrane; signaling receptor complex. The record is from RefSeq and is a predicted model, not a curated record. Gene Ontology annotation, biological process: nervous system development. Lineage: Eukaryota; Metazoa; Chordata; Actinopteri; Syngnathiformes; Syngnathidae.
CACUGCAAGGCGGACACUUCCUUGCCAUGAGCCAGUUUAGCGCUGACUUUUUACUUCCUUCGAGAUAUUAAUUGCGCCGGCGACACGCACGCACUCCCCACGAGGGAGCAAAAGAGUGUUGGGGGGGGGGUUUAGAAUGCUGAGCGACGGAGAAGUCGCACUAGUUGGUCGCUGUGAGCCUGCACAGACCUUGACAAGCUGCGUUCAUGGAUUGACUCCAUGACUGCCAUUUGACUUUUUAUCCCCCAUUCACUUUCGUUUUUUUUUUUUAUUUUUUUUUUUUAUUUUUAUUUUUUUAGGUUAAUUGAUCAAAAUUUAAGGACAGUGGAUUAUUAUGGCAUCGACGGGCCGCUAAUUUGGAGUUGAACGAGGAUACUGUUUUCACCCCCUUUCAAAUCACGGAUUAACCUCUGGAAUAAUUAAAAGAGAAACUAUUUGGAAACCACAUCCUCGCUCCAACAUGAGGUCCCUCAGCGCGUGGAUUUGCGUAUGCAGCUUUCUUCUGCUCUUUGACGAGACCUUGAGUUCCUGGAACGGCGCUUCGGCUUUGUCCGCGCUCUUGGCUGACGGGCAGCCCGGGUCCGAAGUCUCCGGGACCCCGUCGGAAUGGGUGGACUGCAUCCAGGCGAGCGACAUGUGCAACCAGAACCCUCAAUGCAGCUCUCGGUACCGCGUGAUGCGCCAGUGCCUCGUGGGCAAGGAGAAGGAAGCCAUGCUGGACAACAACAGGGAGUGCCAAGCGGCCCUGGAGGUGCUGCUGGUCAGUCCGUUGUAUGACUGUCGCUGCAAGAGGGGCAUGAAGAAGGAGCUGCAGUGUCUUCAGAACUACUGGACCAUCCACAUGGGACUCACCGAAGGUGGAGAUGUGGAUGACUCGUCCCCGUACGAACCUGUAGCACCCGGCCGACACCAGGAUGCAUUCCGUUUGGCUUCCAUCUCCUCAGGGAUGCUCACAGUGGCCCCAAAGGGUUUCCACUGCGCAGACGCCGAGAGAACCUGCAACCCCUGCCUGGAUGCGGCCAAAGCCUGCAACCUCAACGGCACCUGCAAGAGGCACCGCUCCGCCUAUAUCGCCACCUGCAGCAAGGAGGACCCCAAUAAGGGGGAAACCUGCAGCAAGAAGCGCUGCCACAAAGCACUCCGCCUCUUCCUGGACCGCGUGCCCACCGAGUUCAGCCACCGCCUGCUCUUCUGCCCCUGCCAGACCGAGGGCUGCGCCGAGCGCCGCCGCCAGACCAUUGUGCCAGAUUGCUCCUAUAAAGAAAAAGAAAAACCCAACUGCCUGGAGCUGAGGACGGUCUGCCGCCAGGACUCUCUGUGCAGGUCCAGGCUGGCUGAUUUCAUGACAAACUGCCGCAGCAUCCCACCCACAGUGAGCACCUGUCCCAACCAAGACAAUCACCAAGCCUGCCUGGCCUCCUACACGAGACUCAUCGGGACGGACAUGACUCCAAACUAUGUGGACAGCAGCUUCAGCCACUGGACCAUCUCACCCUGGUGCACCUGCAAGGGCAGCGGAAACCAGGAAGAGGAGUGUGCCAACUUCCUGCGGAGCUUCACCGACAACACUUGCCUGAGGAACGCCAUUCAGGCCUUUGGGUACGGUCUAGACUACAUGGCCAGCAAGAACGCGUCCGUCCCCGACCCCUCGGUCACGGCGAAGACCGGGUCCGAUCGCUUGGCGGCAACUACCGAGCCUCCCUUUGUGACCAUUGUGAAGUAUCCCGAACCGAGAGACGGCGGGCCCGGCAAACCCCAGGGCCUGCCAGAGGAUCACUGCGCCUGUGUGCGUGCCAACGUCUGGGCUCUGCUUCCCGGCCUGGCUCUGGCUCUGCUCCGGGCUCAACACGCCUUAUAG